Messenger RNA from Clunio marinus, 234 nucleotides. The record is from the annotation of a GenBank genome assembly. Lineage: Eukaryota; Metazoa; Arthropoda; Insecta; Diptera; Chironomidae.
AUGAAGAAAAAAAACAAUUCAGAUACAGAAACAUUUUCAGUCGUUUUCGAAAGAAAACUUUCUCAAUUGAUCAAUAAAAAUGCUUUAAGAAAAUAUUUAACUAUAGCCAAUAGAGCGGACUUGAUUUCUUAUAUUGGAGAUGAAGCAUCAAUUUUUCUUCUCUGUCUGGUGGAAAAUAAAGAUUCUUCAAGCAACAAGAACCAUUAUUACUGUCAACAGACCAUAGAUAAAUGA